AUGAGAUAUUGUAAUAUUGUACAACGUGCUGCUCCUCCUCCUCCUAUUUUAGAUUGGAAUGGAUUAGGAGUGUUGUAUGAAAAAGUCAAUUCACCUGACAUGAUUUCUAAAAAACUAUAUGAUCUUUUUGGAAAUUCAGAUAAUUUGUUUCCAUGUUCAGGAUUGUCAGCUUCAGUUGCGGGUUUAAUCAAAGAUCAAUCUAUUGGAACAAUGGAUAUUUCUAAAUUUAUAACAAAAAAUUUGCCAAAUAAGAAUGUUUUUUCUGGAAGGAACAACUCUUUAAUUGGUCAAAAGCUUUCAAUCACUCAAGAAUCACUAAUUAAUCAACGCCCUGUAAUCAACUCAAACAGUACCACACCUAAUGAAUCUUCUAAUUCUCAAAUGCUUUCCAAAAAUGUUCAAUCAUCAUUACCAUCAUUGUCACCUUCUCGGUUGAGAGAUAUUAAUGCAAAUAUUAAAAGAUUGAAACAAACUAUAAAAUUAUCAAGAUCUAACUUACAAAAAUCUUCGAAUUUAAGGGAAUCUUCCACUUCAAAUUUGAAAACUACAGGAUCACCCAAGAUGAAGUCCACCACUACUACAAGAUUAAAAUCACCAUUAAAGAAAAUACCAUCCAAUUAUACCAUUCUUCAAUUUUUCACUAGAUUAGAUCCGACAUUAUUUAUCAGAUGUGAGAAAUGUUAUAAACCAAUACCUAAUAAUAAAUUAGCUGAACAUUUAGAGGAUUGUACAAAAGAUUCUUCUUCAGUAGCUGUAGCAAAAGUACGACGAGUUAAUGAUUUAUUAUUAUUAGUUAAACAACGAUUUGUGUUGAAAUUAAGGAAACGUUUAGUCAAGAUACGAUUUUAG
This is a messenger RNA of Entrophospora sp. SA101, 849 nucleotides long. The record is from the annotation of a GenBank genome assembly. NCBI's taxonomy places the organism in Eukaryota, Fungi, Glomeromycota, Glomeromycetes, Entrophosporales, Entrophosporaceae.